Messenger RNA from Phasianus colchicus (ring-necked pheasant), 4651 nucleotides. It is a transcript of the gene SLC39A12, whose product is annotated as solute carrier family 39 member 12. Gene Ontology annotation, biological process: intracellular monoatomic cation homeostasis; zinc ion import across plasma membrane. Gene Ontology annotation, molecular function: monoatomic cation:bicarbonate symporter activity; zinc ion transmembrane transporter activity. Gene Ontology annotation, cellular component: plasma membrane. NCBI's taxonomy places the organism in Eukaryota, Metazoa, Chordata, Aves, Galliformes, Phasianidae. The record is from RefSeq and is a predicted model, not a curated record.
UGGAGAUCUCUCCUUUUGGAGUUUUCUACUGCUGGCCUAGGAUACAAUAUCAGUUGCCAACUCUCAGCCUUACUAAUACAAGACUAUUCCCUUUGAGCUGACAGCCUUGGAGGAAGCACGGCUGGCGUUUUAGAACCCAGGACUGUGUCCCUAGGGCUUUGAAGAGAAACACGAUGUUUCUGUUACCAGUAAGAGCCAGCACUCUCCAUAGCAACUGAAAACUUUUCAAGGCAGCUAUAAACUAAUCCUCUCCAGCUUCCAGAGCACCAUCAAGAAUUUUAAAAACAUUGGACUUCCAGCAGCUAAAUACUUCUGUGGAUUCAAAAGGCCACGAAGCUAGAUACACAGGGUUUCUUUCUCCCUUCAGAAGAUUCCUCAGGUUUCGAGUUUAAGCUGUGAAGUGCAAACAACACUCCAACACUCAGAGCAGCUCAGGCGCUGCAGGAAGAGGAGAUGUGCUUUCUGAGCAAGCACCCAGCUAUUGGGGUGGUAUGUUCCGCUUUCCUGCUCAGCGUGCUCAUUGCUGAAGGACAGCUUGGGGAAGAGCACGGGCAGGAUGGCAGCUCUGCUCCCAGCCGAAGCUAUCUGAUGGAAGUUUUACACCUUCUUUCAGCUGACAACCCUGAGCUCCACACAAACCACUCACGAGAACUGGUCAGAAUGGUGCUGGAGAGAGCUGAGUGCCCACAGCGGAUUUAUGGCAUGCAAGAGGAUUGUAAUCUGUGUCUUGAACCAGAUGCUAUGUUACUAAUAGCUGGUGGAGAUUUAGAAGAUCAUCUCAGUGAAGAAGUAUUUGAGAGAAUUUCUCUUGUUCUCCUUUACUACAUUCUUCAUCAUAGAGACGUGUGUUCUUCAAAGCUCAACUUGAGUAAUAAGGAUUAUAAAUUUUAUGUAAAGAGUAUGCUCAAUUUGAGACAUGAUGAAGAUUGUUAUUAUUUUUCACGGAAUGAAACGGAAGACAUUUUGGCUGCAGUAAAGAAACAUUUUAAAACUCCUCAAACCCAGUGUGUUGAUGUGAGUACUCUGGAGAAAACUGCUGAUAUAGUGGACAGAGAUGGUGCUGAUGAAAACACUCUUCCACGCUUGGCUGCUUUGAUUAUUACUUUGGCUCUCCAAGGAGUCUGCAUGGGAAAAGCAAGCUUGCCCUCCCCAGAAUUCUUUAUAAAAUAUAUUUUCAAUUCUUUGAACAGUACCACAGAGCUUCAAGUGGCAGAACUGGAACAACUCCUCAAUGUGCUUACAGCCAGAAAGUCCUGCACUGUAAAUGGACAAUUCCAAAGUUACAAAAGAUACUAUGAUAUGACAAGCACAGGUACUGGAGCCAGGAACAGUCCAGUCAAAGCAAGCUAUCCAGAAGAAGACUAUCUGAAAGAUUAUUUUAAAGAUCGUGGGAGUAACACAAAUUGGGAUCAGGUUUGUUUCUCUGCUGAUGAACUUGUGAACAUAUUUUUAAAAAAUAGUUCUUCAUCCAUUUCCAAGGAGCACUUCAAGCAAAUGAGUCCAGCAAUCGUUCAGCAACUAUUAAGUUGUUCAUGUCAGCUUCCUGAAUCCAAGCAGACAAAACUUCCACCAACAACUUUGGAAAAGUAUGGUUACAGCACUGUUGCAGUUUUACUUAUUACUGUUGGAUCUAUGUUUGGUACAUCCCUAAUUUUAUUUAACUCCUGUCAAGAAAUCUAUACGCUCAUUUUACAGUUGUUUGUUGGUUUGGCAGUUGGGACUCUUUCUGGAGAUGCACUGCUACACCUUAUUCCUCAGACUCUUGGUUUACAUAAACAUGAAGUACAAGAGGUAGAACAUUUCUAUGAAGGAAAAGAAUAUAUUUGGAAACUUUUGGGAAUAAUUGGAGGGAUUCAUGGAUUUUUUCUGAUUGAAAAAUGUUUCUUUCUUUUGGUAACACCACGUGAACAGCAGGGCCUUUCUUUAGUUAAUGGGCACUGGGAACAUUCCCAUGAUCUUCCAGUGGAAUCUGAAUUAAAUGAACAUUCAGGCAGAGACAAAUCUACUUCAACCAUACAGUUGAGAAGCCCAGAAGAUUCUGAGUCGUCUGAAGUUUCUCCAGGCAACAAGGUGAUCAGCACAAAAAAUAACAGAAUUAGCUUGUUAGCAAUCAUGGUUUUGGUGGGUGACAGUCUUCACAAUUUUGCUGAUGGCUUGGUAAUUGGAGCAGCAUUCUCAUCCUCAACAGAAACAGGUGUGACAACGACUAUUGCUAUUUUAUGCCAUGAAAUUCCUCAUGAAAUGGGAGAUUUUGCUGUGCUACUGAGUACGGGCCUCCCCACGAAGAUUGCAAUUUUGAUGAAUUUUAUAAGUGCACUAACGGCGUUCUUAGGACUUUAUAUUGGCCUUUCUGUAUCAACGGAUCCAUGCAUUCAAAACUGGAUUUUUACUGUUACAGCUGGAAUGUUCUUGUAUUUAUCUUUAGCAGAAAUGCUUCCUGAAAUGACUCAUAUUCAGACACGGCGACCCUGGUUGAUGUUUCUUCUACAGAACCUUGGAUUACUAUUAGGCUGGCUUUGCCUCUUACUCUUGGCUAUAUAUGAACAGAAAAUUAAAAUAUAAGUUUUCUUUUGGAAAUCUUGAAGUACCACUUAUGACAGUGGAUAGUUGUUCAGUUUUGUCAUGUCUGCCAUAGCAAUAUAUAAAUUAAGUUUUCACGAUUUUUAUAUCUGAACAGUAGAUAACUAUGUCAAUUUAUUAACUUAUUGUUCAGGCCUUGGAUUUUUUCUUGUAAACAUAAAUGUUUAGAAAUAUGUUUUAUUUGUUACUGAGUUUCCCAGAUCCCCAUGCUCAAACUCACAGGAGCUUAUGAUUAGUUUUUAUUGAGACUGUUCUGGUUGAAUGCUCUCAGCGAUCACUGCCAGUCUGAUCGAAGAAAAGAAUAAAGCACAUUUAAAUGCAAUAAAGUGGACUAACCAUAGUUGAAUAAUUCGAAGCAGGAAACUUUGUUGUCUCUUAGUGUAAGAAAUAAAUGUAUUUAUACAAUACUAAAAAGUAUAACAAAACUAAACUGUUAAAUUGCAUACAGCGAUCUGUUUAUAGUAUCUGUCUUGUUCACUUUGCUAGUAUAAUGAUCCUUGGUUGUCUUGCUGGUCCAGUGUAGCAGGUAAAAAUGAAAAGUUCUUGAUCUAGAAAUAGGGUUUCUUUCCCUCAACAUCCCUUCCAGCCUUCUCAAAUCAAGAGAAUCCUCAAGCCAGAUUUUGCUUUUAAGCCAUCAUAAAUAAAAACCAGUAGUGCCUUCCAACUGUGCCCUCGUAGAGGUGAGUUCAACUCCUUCUAACCUGAGGGAUUUUUUGAUGUAAUUAGUCCUCUUGGUUUCAAGGGAAUUCUGCAUAAAUUACAGAUGACUCAUUUAAUUUUGCAUUGCAGAAUCAACCCUGAAACUAAUAUAAAAAUUCUGUUCUAAUUCUGAGGUUCUGAGCACCUUGUAGGAGAUACUGAGCAACAUUCAUCACUGUGAUGUCUAUUACUUACACACUAUGAAUUACUGGCAUAAGAAACCCUGCCCUAUCUAAUUUAUGUUUUUAUGUGAGAAUUGAAAUGAAUUCCUUCUUCCUGCUCUGAUGAACUGUGAAAAUAGGGACAGCAAGUUACAGAACAAACAUAUUUUCUUUAUGCAAGUAAAUGCAUCUUUUUCUUCCUUGUCUUAAUCUACCUUGAAAAAAGGCUCCAUUGUGAUACUCUGUCUGUCUUACAAUGUGUUUACUUGACAGCUCCUACUGGAGGUACAAUUAUUUCUAUAUUACAGCACGGUCAGUUCUCAGAGAUAUAUGCUACUUUAUCAUCAAAAUCUAAAAUGAAAAAUAUUGUUAAUAUUAUGUGAUAGCCUUGAUUCAUAUGGCUGUGGAUCCCUAGUCAUCAACAGGCUGCCUUUGGGAAAAAUACUGAAGAUAAUUGUAAAGGUUGUCAUGCGCCCAUUUUCUGUGCCUGUAAGUUAAGAGAAUCUGUAGCAAAUACUCCAAUGCACAUCUAAGUGUAUAUUUACAUACCUUCAAAAACCUUGUCCUAAACAAUUUAUCCAAAGUCACACAGGAAGUUUCUAACUGAGUGAGGAAAUGAACCAAGUUGUUUAAAGUCUCAAAGUAAAAUACUAACCUGCUUUAUGUAGGUGUGCAAAUGUUAUGACUGCUUUUUCUGUUGGUUUAACUUUGAAGGCUGCUUAGUCAGCUGACAAGCCUUAGCUUCUCUUUUCAAAGUUUACAUUUUUCAGGAGUUUGUGCUUGUUUUUAUGAAGGUAAGAUUUUUUUAAAAGCAGUUUUCCAGUGUUUCAUCUGAUUGUAUUGGCACUGAUUCAAUGACCUUCAGCUGUGACAGUCAAUUCAAGCAAUAGCAGGACACCACUGGACGUAAGCAAAAUCUAUUCCUAUAUCAGAUGGUGUAAAUGAACAUUGGAAACUUUUGUUAUUUCAAAAUGCAGAGCUACUGUAAUUUGAGUGCUUAUACGUGGUUAAUGUUCACUACAACAGGAAAAAAGGUUACAAACAUAAGCAUAUUUUGGCAAUAUUAUGAUAUUCUGGAAUUGUUUUCUAUCAUUAAUACGUCUGAAAAAGGACACAAUUUCUGGCAGUGUGUUCUUUGAAGAUGCAUACAAGCAGAGGUUCACACUGAAAAAAUUUGUGGAUAUACAGUAUUCACGUCUCUUUGGAAAAUA